CUGCAAUGGCGGCCGCCGAACGCGGCGCCUCGCGGCCAACGGGCGACAACCGAACCUCCCGCCGCCACCGUCCGCCGCCGCUAACACUGUCUGCGCACUUCCGGCUCCGUGGGGCCAACGACUGCUUCCGGGGUCAAAGCGCGCGCACGUGGUGCGAGGUCGAGGCCGGGUGGGGAGGGGAGCGCGAGUCGCCGGAGCAGCCGGACCGGAGGCCGGAGGCCGGAGGUCGGAGGCCGGCGGGAGGAAUGGGUGAGUUUAAGGUUCAUCGGGUACGUUUCUUCAACUAUGUUCCCGUGGGGAUCCGAUGUGUGGCAUACAAUCACCAAUCCAACAGGCUGGCUGUCUCCCGAGUGGACAGCUCCAUCGAGAUCUACAAUCUGGCGGCCAACAGCUUUCAGGAGAAGUUUUUCCCAGGCUAUGAGAGUCGAUCCACAGAAGCUCUGUGUUGGGCAAAAGGACAGCGGCUCUUCAGUGCUGGACUCAGUGGUGACGUUAUUGAGUAUGACUUGGAACAGCUGAGUGUCAAGUAUUCUGUGGAUGGCUUUGGAGGUCCCAUUUGGAGCAUGGCUGCUGACCCAAGUGGCUCAUACCUUGCGAUCGGCUGUGAGGAUGGGUCUGUGAAGCUGUUCCAAGUCACCCCAGACAAAAUCCAGCUUGAGCGGACUUUAGAAAGACAGAAAGGUCGAGUCCUCUCAUUAAGCUGGCAUCCGUCUGGUACCCACAUUGCAGCUGGAUCCAUAGACUAUGUUGCUGUGCUUGAUGUCCAGUCAGGCAGCACUGCCCAGAAGAUGUUGAUGGACAAGAGGCACCCGGGAUCCCAGCGGCGCAGGUGCGUCGUGUGGGGGGUGGCCUUCCUGUCGGACGGGACUGUCGUGAGCACGGACUCAGCUGGCAUGGUGCAGUUCUGGGACUCCGAGACUGGCACCCUCGUGCAGACACAUCCCCUCGCCAGUUCUGAUGUGCUGUCCAUAGCUGUGGCGGAGAAAGAAGACAGUAUGGUGGUGGGCACGGCCGAGGGGACCAUAUUCCAUUUCCAGCUGAUCCAUUCGAGGUCAGACGGCAAGCAGAGCCAGUGGGUGAGGACAAAGCCCUUCCAGCACCACACGCAUGAUGUGCGCUCUGUGGCUCACAGCCCAACCGCACUGAUCUCUGGAGGCGUGGACACCCACUUAGUGAUUCGCCCACUCAUGGAAAAGGUGGAGGUCAAGAGUUAUGAUGCUGCACUUCGGAAAGUCACCUUCCCACAUCGGCGUCUCAUCUCCUGCGCUAAGAAGAUGCAGCUCCUCCUCUUCCAGUUUCCUCAGCGUUUGGAACUUUGGCGAUUGGGAGCCACUGACGCAGCUGGAAAGAAUGAGGACAUCCUUCCACUCUCUAGAAAUGCAGAACAUUUGCUACAGCUUAAAAAAAAGGGUCCGGAGAACAUUUGCUGCAGCUGUAUUUCCCCCUGUGGAAGCUGGAUCGCCUAUUCUACAGCUUCUAGGUUCUAUCUCUAUCGGAUGAAUUAUGAAAAUAACAGCGUGAGCAUCAAAAGGGUUUCUAAAGUGCCCAAGUUCCUGAAUUCUGCCCUCCAGAUUUUGUUCUCUGCAGACUCCACAAAGUUGUUUGUGGCAUCAAAUCAAGGUUCUCUCCAUGUGGUUCAGCUGUCAGAGGGGACCUUGAAACACCUGCACACCUUCCAUCCCCAGUCAGGGACCCUGGAGGCCAUGCCUCUGUUGGCAGUAAGCCCAGAUGGGAAUUGGUUGGCUGCAGCUGGCAUGAGUAAUGGAGUCAGUAUCUAUGAUUUGAAGCAUCUUAAGCCUCACGGCACAGUGCCUGCUUACAACUUCCCUGUGACUGCCCUGGCCAUAGCACCCGACACCAACAACCUUGUGAUCGCUCAUGCAGACCAACAGAUCUUUGAGUUCAGCAUCCCCCAGAAACAAUACACAGAUUGGAGCCGGAAAGUUCAGAAGCAUGGACUUCACUACCUUUGGCUAGAAAGGGAUACACCAAUCACACACAUCACUUUUCAUCCCAAGAGGCCUACACAUAUCCUUCUUCAUGACACCUACAUGUUCUGCAUCAUUGAUAAGUCCAUGCCACUUCCAGAUGACAAAACUCCCUUAUUCAAUCAGCUUUCCUUAAGGGAGGCAUCUGAAAAUGUCAGGAGGCGCCAUGCCCAUGCCUUCAAGAUCUCUAAGAAGUUUCAGCCUCUCCUCUUCAUGGACCUAUUGGAUGAAGGCACACUGGUGGCAGUGGAACGGCCUUUGGAAGACAUCAUUGCUCAACUUCCACCACCCAUCAAAAGAAAGAAAUUUGGAACUUAAGUGGAGUUGUGUGUUUCCUUCCCUGAACUGGCUGACUUGUUCUUUUCCUAGAAAUCAUGAUAAUAAAACAAAGUUAUUCUUUAGGGCUCCACAACCAUGAAUGUUAUUUGCCCUCAUUUCUUAGCUGCCAGAAGACAGGGUGAAGACUUGCACCUGGAGCCCCACGUCAUGACCGGUCAGUGUGCUCAAGUGCAGUGGAAACGAACCGAGCUCUCCAAGCAAGGUGUCUGUGGUCGUGAUGAAGUACCAAAGAACCACAAGCCACCAUCUUCCCUUCAGAAAACGGACGCCUCUGCUCUUAAAUAAAGGCUGAGACCGCAGAGAGCUGACUCUCCUUCUGUCUCUGUUGAUGCUCGGCUGCUCCAUCAUCAGAGUCCUGGUCCUUCUUUCUGCGCUCCGAAUCCUUCCGUGGAAAGAGGUGCAUUUGCCCAUUGGUGCUCAUUUAACACAGGCUAGAGCAACCCCAGAGGGGUGCAUGUUUGGUUUCAGUUCAGUCGGAGUUUCACUUCUCAAAUUGAUAAGCGGUGCUUUUUCUGAAAAUGAAUGUUUCUGGCCUUCAUACAGUCAACUGUUAACUUUCUAAAUGGCAGCGAAUGAACAUUACUUUGGGAAGUCAGUUUUAUGAUUGUGCUUCCUCAUUCAUUUAGGGGGCAGAGUUUCAAAGGAACUUUGGACAGAGACCAAAAAUUUGGGAGGAGGGGCAGGGAGAGGUAAGGAAGGAACAGAGGCCAUAUUUCAGUUCGUACUGCUCCUCUGCUCUACCUGGUCUGGCUUCUUAUUUCCAGAAUGCUGGUAACCUACUCACUUGAAUUUAUUAUCUUAACUAGAAAGUGAAUAUUCCCUAGUAAUUUUAAUUGAGCAACUAGAUUUCUGUUCUGUACCAUGCCUGCUGAAAAGUGUGUGUGAAAGCUGUUCAGCGAUGGGGGCCGGGAAUGUGUGAGGUUUCUUGAUGAUGCCAUUGGGUGGAGUAAUGCUUAAAAAAUUUUAGAUGGUCACGCUUAUGUGAAGCUUGCCCCCAGGGCUCUGUUCUGGAAAGAGAAAACACAUUGACUAGCCUCGUUUGGGAUGAAACUGAAAGUGGGAUGGCUCUCUAUCUAAGCCUAGUAGUACAAAUCCUGAGGUUAGGAAAACAUCGUCAGUUUGGGAAGAGCAAAGAGGUCCAGUGUUAUUUGUUGUCAAGUAUAAUUAAAUUCGUUCUUGUCCACAUA
Molecule: messenger RNA, 3514 nt
Organism: Phascolarctos cinereus (koala)
Lineage: Eukaryota; Metazoa; Chordata; Mammalia; Diprotodontia; Phascolarctidae
Gene: UTP4
Product: UTP4 small subunit processome component
Biological process (GO): maturation of SSU-rRNA from tricistronic rRNA transcript (SSU-rRNA, 5.8S rRNA, LSU-rRNA)
Cellular component (GO): 90S preribosome; t-UTP complex; small-subunit processome
Molecular function (GO): protein binding; RNA binding
Source: RefSeq, a predicted model, not a curated record